CUAGUGGAAACACUGCUCGCAACACACACAUUGCAACACACUAUUAAAUGUGGAAAUGUAAACGGCAUCCGCAUAGGUUAGUUAAGUCUAGGACUAGCUCAGAAUUCAGCUUUCCUAAGAAGACUUUGUGAAGAGGAAAUUUAAUUUACAACCAUCCGAAUCAAAUUAAAAAGAUGAGUGGUGAAAUAGUGAAAAUGCGAAAGCAGCUUGGGCUGCUUGAAGGAGUAGCUAUCAUUUUAGGUAUAAUAUUCGGUAGUGGUAUUUUUAUAUCACCUAAAGAGGUUUUGGAUAAAACUGGGUCAGUGUGGGGCGCACUGUCUGUAUGGGCCGCUUGUGGAGGUCUCGCUACCCUAGGAGCCAUGUCUUACGCCGAAUUAGGUACAACGUUGGCACAAAGCGGAGGUGAUUAUCACUACAUCAAUGAAGCUUAUGGACCUUUACCAGCGUUCCUCUACCUAUGGGAUGCCAAUUUAGUUUUUGUACCAACUACAAACGCUAUAAUGUCACUGACAUUUGCAAACAAUAUAUUGGAUCCAAUUUUCCCUGACUGUCCUAUUGAUCCUAUAUGCAGGAAACUUAUAGCAGCUGUUACAAUAUGUUUUCUUACAUUCAUAAAUGCUUACGACGUCAAAUUCACGACUCGCAUACAAAAUGUAUUCAUGUUCACGAAGAUCACGGCGUUGGUCAUCAUUAUUAUGGGAGGCAUCGUCUGGAUGAGCAAAGGAGGUACGGAACAUUUUGAGGAUGGCUGGGGUGGCACAAAGUCAUCGGUCAGCGAUUGGUCGGUCGCAUUCUACUCCGGUAUUUUUUCCUACUCGGGCUGGAAUUACUUGAACUUCAUGACGGAGGAGCUAAAGGAUCCAUUCGUGAAUCUCCCUCGCGCGAUCUACGUAUCGUUGCCGAUGGUCACUGCCAUAUAUCUGCUGGCGAACGUUUCGUACCUGGCCGUGCUGGGACCUGUAGGGGUACUGGCGACCGAAGCCAUAGCUGUGGACUUUGCUGUAAGCUGCCUGGGUUUCCUGAAAUGGGCCAUGCCUACCCUUGUCGCUAUCGCCGUGUUGGGUGGUCUCACGGUGCACAUUAUGACGUCAUCACGCAUGUGCUUCGCCGGAGCCCGCAAUGGACACAUGCCCGAAUUGUUGGCGCACAUCAAUGUCAAGUGUAUGUCACCCCUGCCUUCGCUUGUAUUCUUGAUGCUGAUAUCAAUAAUAAUGCUGAUCCCGGAUAACCUGACGACGCUGAUCACAUACUGCACGGUCGUGGAGUCCUUCUUCACUACUCUUAGUUGCAGCGCCGUGCUCUGGCUCCGGUACAAGAGACCUGACUUGCCCAGGCCUAUUAAGGUGCAACUUUGGAUGCCGAUAGUAUUUGUAAGCAUCAGCGCAGUGCUGUUAGUGGUCCCGGUGGUGAGUGAGCCGGUGGCCGUCAUUGCUGGCGCUCUCAUGACGCUGGCCGGGGUACCAGUCUACUUCGGCCUCGUUAGAUCCAAGCCACAAUGUAUUGCCACUGCUUCAACAACAUUCACGCACUGCUGUCAAAAACUGUUCCUGUCUGCAGUUGAAGAAAAAGAAGAUUAAAAUGAAAAAGAAUACUCAAGUAUGUCUACUUUUUGUUCUCGAAUAUGUAAGAUUUAGAUACAUACGUAGUAUAUACCUAUUAUAGUAUUGCUAUCAUAAUUACGAGUUACUUUUGAGUAACGGCCAUUUAGUAGAAGGUUUUGUGAAUAUGUUAUGCGGCCUGUCUGUAUAUUAUUAACUUAUAAAGCACACUAUUCUGGUGUCAUAGUUAUAGGCAUGUCAAUAGGAUAAAAACAGAGUCUCAUAUUUUAGGCUAAUCUAAAAGACAGCCCAGUCACUUCUAUAUUAGUCAUGCCCAUUUUAAUGUUGAAAUAUUUUAAAUAUAAACUCUUUUGCAAAAAAAGCGGCCGAUCUGAAUCUUGGUUUUAAUGACUGGAAUAUGUUACUAGCAAGAAAAUUAUUAGCUCAGCAUCCGUAACAACGUAUUCUAAAUUCGAUUUUUUGAGAAACGAGUGUAUAUUGCCUUGUCGAAUAAAAAAGUACUUUAGUAUUAAUAGUCUUUAAGCGUAUUUAUAGUCCAUUUAUUCGCCGGUUGUGUCAAAAAAAUCUUUACCUACUUUUCAAUAGUGGGAAAUAUUUGUUUUUUUUUUCCAAUACAAGUAGCCAUUUUUAUUUUAAAAGUUUUGAUAAGAAUGGAACACUCUAAAAAUAGUGAUUUCUGAUAUUUUUUUAUCAGAAAUUAACUGCCAUUGUCAAUAAAUUAUUAAUGUAGAUACUAAAAAUACAAAUAGAAUUGUGUAAACGUUGAAGACUCUUAACAUGUACAGUUCUCUAGUAUUAACCUAUUUAUAGCAUUUUUCAAUAAUUCGGUUUAUUAUUAUCGAGUGAUCCGUUUUAUGAUAUAGAGGCUUUCACGGAAGGGAAUGCACUUACGUAUGUAUAAACUAAUGCAAGAAUAUGAUUGACCAAUAUGUAAUACUGUCAUUUCAUAUUUAAGGAAGAUUUAUCUCCUCUCUGCUAAUAUACAUAUACCUACUUAAGGUCCCGUAGUAGAGACACCGCUAAGACGACAUCUCCCCACGAAUCUCUGUCAAGAGUUCCCCGCAACUCCGCAUUGGCCACCUCCUUGGCCUGGAUUAUGACCAAAUGGAGGGCGGUCUUCGCAGCUCUGUAUCCCUCAUAUAGCUCUGCUUCCUUGGCCUACGCAACCGGAGUGCCGAUGCGAAGCCUGCGGUGUCUGGUGUAUAGGUGUCUAGCAGCGAUGCACGCCUCUCGAAGAGAGUCUAUCUCGCUGGUCCACCAGUACACCUGGCGUGGACACGAUGGUUUUUUAGUCAGUAAAAGUCUGACACUCUUACCGCUGCUUACCCACAGCGGGAUCAUUUAAUGAUUGUGAUGAUGAAGGUUUGAUUUUUGCCAUCGCUUAAAAAAAAGAUACCGUAGUAGUACGUAACAAGUAGGCUACAUUAUGUAAAAAAAUAUAUAAUUGAUGUUCGUACAUCUCCCUAAAUUUCUAAGAGUCCAUCGCCCUUAGUUACUCCUAAAACCGAAAUGUAGACAUAACUAAUAGUAAUAAUUAUGAAUGGUACUAUAUAGACUUUAAUAAAAUAAUAAUUACUGUCAGACUACAUAAAUGGUUCCGUAAGUUAAUUUCAAUUGCUGUAAUAAUUUCUAAUAGAUGUUAGUGCAUAACGUGUUGCGGAUUUUUAGCGCACCUACGAUUGUGAAUCUUCUAAGACUGAAGCAAGUUAUUUGUACAUUUUAGCGAUAGAACGCGACAUAAUGUAGAAAAUAUGCUCGUCUAAGCUGAAAUGGCGCGCUCCACUACCGCAUUUUUAGUGCGUGCACCGUAAAUAAAUGCGAUAGUGCCAUUGUAAUAUAUAUCUCGAUAUUAUUAUAAACACAGUAAAAAGCUGCUAUGUAAACGCGCUUAAAGACGGAAAAUUAAACAUGCGGAGUAUUAGAUGCACUCAGAUGAGUGUAAAAGUUACCGGCAAACUAUAUAAUUCGGUAGAUAAUGUAAGAAAUACUGUUUAUUUUAUGCUUUGUCUAGGUAUUCUAUACAAGACUAAAUACGCAGCCGAUUAAGUACAUUUGUAAAAGACGAGAGGUAAGGACGGAGAGGACUCAUUUAUAUCUUGUCUAACCUGAAGUAAUACUUAAUUAUUAAUAGAUUGCCGGUAACAUAAGUAUACAAAUUCAAAGAUUUUAAACAUAUUUUUCCCAAAGAUAUUUGAGUGAAUAUUUUCUUAAUUAAGAUGUUCCUUUGUUUUUUAUAUUUUACUAGCUUUUGCCCGCGACUUCGUUCGCGUGGAAUAGUGGCAUCCGGCAGAUUUUUGGUUUGAACAAUAGAUGGCGCUAUAUGUCCGGAAUAAAUGGUAUUUUUUUUUUUAAUAAAAACUAUCCUAUGUCGUUCUCCUGGCUCUAAACUACCUCCCUGCCAAUUUUCAGCUAAAUCGGUUCAGCCGCUCUUGAGUUAUAAGUGGUGUAACUAACACGACUUUCUUUUAUAUAUAUAUAGAUAGAUGUUUGCGCUUUUUAUAUUCAAUUCGGAUUGGCUAUUAAUCGGACUGAUGCUUUCAUGUACUAUUAAAAUUGUGCCUUAAUUUAUACCAUUGGCUUGCUGCGAGCUUAGGUUUCUUAAUUUUAAUAUUCUCGGUCAAAAUCGAUAUCGGAUUCGUUAUAAUUAAUAAGCUCUCUUUGUAUGAUAUAAUUAUUGUAUCUCAAUUCAGCUAAAUGUGAUGUAGUACCAAAUGAAGUAUUUUAUUAUUAAUAUUCUAAGAAUCAAAAUAUAAAAAUUUGGAGCUUAUAUUGGUACUUAUAUUUGUAAAAAAAUGUGCGAGAUCUUUUAUCGUGUACAUAUUUAUAUUGUGUAAUAUUUAUCUGUGAAAUUUAACUUUUGUGGAUGAAAACUCUUUACUAUUUCUAACAACUUUAAUUGAUUGCUAAAGAAAAUUGUUAUUAAAGAACAAUACUCACGUACACUUAGGAUAUCGUACAACGUUUUCGUACGUUGUAAACUUGUUGUAUUCAUGUCAAUAAAUAUUUCGUGGUAAUAGUCAAGCUUUAUCUAAUGAACUAGCGUCACGCCAUGUUGGCAACCCUAAAAUAGUGAUGGGUCAUGAAAAAAUAUUUUUUGGCGUCUAAGUGGUUUGUGCAAUCACAGAAGAACAAGUUACACACUGUUCUCUGUUUGGUCUUUAUUUUUACGGAUUACUUAAACCGAGUUUGUUUGUUAUGUAUGAUACAUUGAGUUCCUAAUGUGUCAUCAUGGCGUGAAGCUAUCAUAUUCAACCAGACGCUGGUCAAUUAUAUAAUCGGUGUGGUCGACUUUUGAAACCUGGCUUAUACCUAUUAAUAUGUAUAUUUUAUAACGUAUUUUAUACCCUGCACUGAAUGCAGGUUACAUGCGCUAUUUGGUAGUUUUAAGUAUUAAACAUCUGGAAUAUGUUCAGGCAAUAAUAUGAUAAUGUUGCCAUGCGGCAUAAUUUUUUAGAGUAGUGCCCCAUAAGAUAUUCGUACUUUCAAACUAUCGGUGCGGCGGUGGUCACGGACUGCACACCAGCCGUCACAACCAAUCCCCUUCCUUUCUAAUUCCUUCGUACAAGUGAACAUCCUUUUACUAUGAAAAUGGCGAAUCACCAGUGUGCCUGAUACGAAGUCAGUAGUGUACAUUAUAUACCCCAUCAGCUGGCGUGGGGGUUAAACAUCGCAUUUUAAUUGUCGUCGAUGUUUGUCACAAUAUUUGCUUGAAUUUUUAAUAGUAUUUAACUGAGUGGUAAUAGUGUAGUUGUUUUAUUUAUCCGAGUGAAAUACCAAACGGAACUUAGUAGAUAUGUAGAUUAGAAAUAUUGACUGAUUAUGGAAUACUUACAUGGACAUGAGGUGAAUUUUGUACAUACAGACAUAAAAUAGUAAGCCUGUGUUUCUAUUUAUUAUUUAUAGAAGUAGAUACAUCUUUAUUGUAUAAAUUAUAAUAUUUCAACAUAUUAUGUAUUCUGGUUCGGCCCAAGAAUCGUUCCCAUAUGGACGAUGCAUAUAUUUAAGCGUGUUUCCUAAGGUAUUUCAUGAAAUAUCCAGUGUUUAAUAUAAUUACGUUUACGAUAGUAUGAAGUAUGGUCUUUUACGAACCAUAUUUCCGUUUCAACCUACUUAAUAUUAUGUAUGUACCUACUUAUUUGUUUGUUUGCUCUUGAAUUAGUUGAUUAAAUACUCGUAUUGAAUCUCGAUCUGUAAAACAUCUGUCCAGUGUUAUGUUCUUGUAUAGUGGUGCCAAAAAUAACUUUUUUGAUUUUUUGCUUUUUUAAAUGUUUUAAUAAAAAUUGUUUUGAUAUA
Molecule: messenger RNA, 5852 nt
Organism: Helicoverpa zea (corn earworm)
Lineage: Eukaryota; Metazoa; Arthropoda; Insecta; Lepidoptera; Noctuidae
Gene: gb
Product: Y+L amino acid transporter 2
Exons: 10
Coding region: 174-1577 (467 amino acids)
Biological process (GO): amino acid transmembrane transport
Cellular component (GO): membrane
Molecular function (GO): L-amino acid transmembrane transporter activity
Source: RefSeq, a predicted model, not a curated record